AUGAACAAGACACGACUACCGCGGAUUGAAGUUGAAAACAGCAGGACCAAGCUCUACUUGUACUUCCGCGGAGCUGCCACUACAAAACGCGAAAAACAGGAGGAGAGAAGCAUCGCGGCCGGGUCCUCGUCCGAGGUAGGUCAUCAUCGUGCACCAGGCGCGCCGAGGAAAUCAACUUGUUCCGAGCCGGAGUACAGCCGCUGCCGCAAGUCCUCGUGCGGCACAAUUUUAUUUAAUCCAUCGACAACGGACCCAAAAGAUGAAGAACAAGACCAUCCGGAACAUCAAGGGGACAGUGUAGUUGCGAGUGAAAAGAUAACUGGACAUGGCCUGGAUCAUCAACUUCAUCUGCUGGAAUAAAAGAGCGGCCUUCUCGCGGCUGCGUCAGGACUACGUGACGGCGCGGACGACACUAGUUGCCGAGAUAAAGCGGCACACACAACAAGCAGAUGAUCAAACCUAAACCGGUGUAAGAUAUGAGGAUGAAAAGAUUGGACAGAUCCAACCGAAGAACGCGACAGCUGUACUACAGCAUUAUGGCAUGUAAAAUGUUGUAUCAAAAGACCUAGUAGAUCACUUGCGAGACGUCGACCACGACGAGAUAUUAAGCGACUACAACAAAGGAAUUGACUUGUACAAUGCUUGAGUUGAUACAUUUCAAUUUGGUUUCAUCUUGACCUUCUAGUAGCUGCACGAUAGUAGUUGUCUAAUCUAAUUAUACUGAAGGUGGACCAGAAAGAGUCGGUCUAGCAUUUCGCGCACAGCUGCUGCCCAGGUCUUGUCCGCUGCCUGCUGUCGUCGCAAACUCUGCGACACGACAGCCGCAGUGUAAGGUAGUCCUGACUGCUUUUCAUCAGAAAGGGUGUCAUCUCUGUUUGACUCUUAAAUGUUUUCUCGCUCCUGCUUCGUGUUCGGAUUUUUUUUCAGUGGUACUGCUUUUGACAAGAAUCGGAGACGGCACGAUUCCAAUUAUGCGUGCCCAGAAAAGCAAAAGAACAACAUCAACAUCGUGACAUUGAUGCAAAAGAACAAAACGUUUUUUUCGUGGAUCUCGUGGACGACCCCUAUCGCAAUCGCCGAAAAGCCGAGCAACGGUGCGUCGACCCUGCAGAUCGUGGUUCCAGCGCGAGCUGCGACCACAAAAAGGAGACGUCUGUGAGCGCAAAUAAUUCUCCGCCGAUCUACUCGCGUCGCCGGCCGCUACCGACGGACAAGAAACAAACUCGGAGUGCCUUCAUGAGGCCGGCUGCAGCUUCACGGUGUAGUCUUCAAUCGUCUACAGCACAAGACCAAAAACCAGUCGCCGUUUGAUGUGAUGCUCGUGCUGCUGAAACAUCACGUGGUUCGUUGACCCCCCGCGCGCUGCGUGGAAGGGAAAAGGCGCAAGAACGGCAGCAGCGACAACGAGCUGUUUUUGUUUACGCUGUCUGGACGAGGUAGAUGAGUGAAAUCAAUGUGUCAAAGGUCGGGAAACGGUGUCCUUGUCCUUCAUCUAUCUUUUCAUCCUCCAUUUAGCCCCUUGCUCUGUACUUCAAUCAACAUGUUGUACUAGAUCUACUUACAAUCUACUUAGAAAAGCUAGAAGGCUCGUCUCUACUCGAGGCGAUUCAUAUGUAGUUUUAAUCGCGGCCAUGUAAAAAGUUGUCUUUCUUUCUGUUGCCUGCUCAAAACUCCCUCUGUGUCUACCUUGCGUGCCAUCUAUCAUGAACCGGCAUUCGGUCAUGCAUAGGCUCCUAAAGCGGAGCGAAUUUUAUACCAG
Molecule: messenger RNA, 1759 nt
Organism: Amoebophrya sp. A120
Lineage: Eukaryota; Dinophyceae; Syndiniales; Amoebophryaceae
Source: the annotation of a GenBank genome assembly